GGCUUCACGUGUGCGCCAUAUUGGAUUUUAGCCGGCGCAAAAUCGUAUAAAAAUGUCUAAAUUCUUCGCUGCCAGCUCUGAAAGUGAGAGUGAAUCAAGCGAAGAUGAUCAACCAAUUGUAGUUAAACAAGCUCCUGCCAUUUCCAGGGCCUUUGUAUUCAGUGACGAUGAAGAAGAAACAAAGCGAGUUGUGAGAAGCCAGAAAGAUAAGAGGUUUGAUGAACUCAAAAAUGUUAUCAAGCAACUCAAAAACUAUAAAAAGAUCAAAGAUAUGUCAAAAGUUUUUACAGAAUUUGAAAACCUUGGUAAAGCAGCCAAUAAAGCUAAAGGAGUCAUAGAUAAAGAAGGAAUUCCUCAGUUUUACAUCAGAUGCUUGGCUAACCUUGAAGACUUUGUCAAAGAGAACUGGGAAGAUACAGAAGGAAGGAAGAAACUCAGCAAAGUCAAUGCCAAAGCUUUGUCAACCCUGCGUCAAAAACUCAAGAAAUUCAACAAAGACUAUGAGGCAGACAUUGACAAGUACAGAGAGAAUCCUGUCUUGUCAGGGGAAUCAGAAAGGGAAGAUUCAGGAUCUGACAGUGAUUCAGAUAAAGACUUUGAACGUCCUGCUAAAUCUGAAACCAGUAAGAUUCCUGACAAGAAAGCAGCCAAGGAUGAGAGUGAUUCUGACAGCAUCGAUUGGGACUCCACUGAAUCAUCUAGUGAAAGUGAUUUAGAUGAAAAGGGUGCACCAAUGGAGUUGACUGCUAGCAUGUUCUUGAAAAAAAAUAAAGAUACUACAGUAAAGAAAGAGAAAAAAGUAAAAAAGAAGAAAGACACUAAGAUAAUCAAGGAAAGAGAAGAAGAGGAUAAUGAGGGCUUCCAAGAAGUGCAAAGUCGUUCGGACAAAACCAAGCAUCUCUUCCCUAAAGAUACUGAAAUCACUCAUCCUGUAGUCCUCAAGAAACUUCAUGAAAUUCUUGGUGCAAGAGGAAAGAAGGGUACUGACAGGACUGAACAGAUUGGAUUCUUAAAGGAGUUAAGAAGAAUUUCUGAUGGAGCAAAUCUUGGUGAAACCAUGACAGCCAAGUUGAUGUUCAACAUCAUAUCAUCAAUAUUUGAUUACAAUCCAAAUGUAGCAACUUGUAUGAAAGCUGAAAUGUGGAUGGAAUGUUUGAAGCAGAUUGGGGAUCUUUUGUUUAUCUUGGAGAACAACCCCAACAUUGUAGUUGGAGAAAAUAUACUMGAAGAGAAUGAAACAUUUGAUAAACCAGACCAAAUCCAAAAGAUUCGMGGUUGUGUGUUGACUGUCAUUGAGCGUAUGGAUGCUGAGUAUGUCAAAAUGCUGCAGGGUUGUGAUUGUCAUUCUACUGAAUAUGUAGACAGRCUUAAAGAUGAAAAGAGUGUYUGUGAAUUGAUUGAACGCCUUCAAAAAUACCUUGAAGGAUGUGGCACCAGAGAAGAGCUGUGUAGAGUUUAUCUUCUUAGAAUCGAGCAUAUUUAUUACAAGAUUGAUGUUGACAUGAUAGCCAAACCAAACACAGAUAAAGAUGCUACUGAAGAUACAAACAAGUCAGAGGAAAAAGAAAGAUCAAAAGAGACUCCAAGCUCAGCAGAAAUCAUGUCAUAUCUUUGUAAAUACAUCUAUUCCAAGGACACGUCUGAUCGCAUCAGAACUCGUGCAAUGUUAUGUCAUAUCUACCACCAUGCUUUACAUGAUAGAUGGUUUGAAGCACGUGACUUAAUACUCAUGUCUCACCUACAGGAAACUAUCCAGUUUUCUGACAUUCCUACACAGAUUUUGUAYAAUCGUACCAUGGUACAGCUUGGUUUGUGUGCAUUUCGACAUGGUAUGAUCAAAGAUGCUCAUAAUGCAUUGCAUGACAUCCAGUCAAGUGGUAGAGCCAAGGAACUACUUGCACAGGGAUUAAUGCAGCAACGGCAAUAUGAAAGAACUCCAGAGCAAGAAAAAAUAGAAAAACGAAGACAGGUUCCAUUUCACAUGCACAUCAACCUAGAACUGCUAGAAUGUGUGUAUUUAACUUCAGCAAUGCUUAUGGAGGUGCCAUAUAUGGCAGCUCAUGCACAUGACCUGAGACGGCGGAUCAUCAGCAAAAGUUUUCAUUAUCAGUUGAGAUUGAGUGACAAGCAGACUUUAGUUGGGCCUCCUGAGAGUAUGAGAGAACAUGUUGUUGCUGCAUCUAAAGCAAUGAUGACAGGAAAUUGGAAGAAAUGUAAAAACUACAUCAUGGCAGUCAAGGUUUGGAAGUUGUUCAGUAGACCUGAGGAAGUUAAAGAAAUGCUCUUGAGGAAAAUCCAGGAAGAGAGCUUGCGCACCUAUUUGUUUACAUACAAUAGUAUGUAUGAUUCACUCAGUCUACACACAUUAGCAGAGAUGUUUGAGCUGCCCCCUGGUGUUGUACACAGCAUUAUUAGUAAAAUGAUUAUUAAUGAAGAACUYCAGGCUUCAUGGGAUGAACCCACCCAAACAGUAGUGAUGCAUCAUGGUGCUGAACCAACAUUGGUCCAGAAUCUUGCUCUUCAACUUGCUGAAAAGAUUGGUAAUUUGGUUGAAAAUAAUGAACGUAUCUAUGAUUCUAAACAUGGUGGAGGAUUCUACCAGUACAAAGAACGUCAAGGGGAUCGGAGAUUUCGACAGCGUGGUCAGCAGCAAAAUUAUUAAACUGUUGGUACAUUUGCAAGAACAGACAUGUGUUUCCCUUCAGUCUCUGUCUUCAUUACUAUGGAYAAAUGUUCACUAUAUACUCAUACAAUUCUUUUACCAUACAAAUGCAGAUAUGAUUAAUGAAAAAAUGAUUUUUUUUAUGGUGAUAGCUGUGUUUCCACUUUGAGUUAAUAUUUACCAUAACUAAUGUAGACAAGACAUGGAUAAUAAAAUUCUAAUAUAAGAAUAGGGCAUCAUGAGCAGUGCUGUGUACUUUGCUGUUGUCGCCUUAUGAAUAAAAUAUUUAACCCUG
This is a messenger RNA of Exaiptasia diaphana, 2957 nucleotides long. Its product is annotated as eukaryotic translation initiation factor 3 subunit C-like protein. Gene Ontology annotation, biological process: translational initiation. The coding region runs from base 53 to 2662 and encodes 869 amino acids. The transcript has 26 exons. Gene Ontology annotation, cellular component: eukaryotic translation initiation factor 3 complex. NCBI's taxonomy places the organism in Eukaryota, Metazoa, Cnidaria, Anthozoa, Actiniaria, Aiptasiidae. The record is from RefSeq and is a predicted model, not a curated record. Gene Ontology annotation, molecular function: RNA binding; translation initiation factor binding; translation initiation factor activity.